Molecule: messenger RNA, 5849 nt
Organism: Carcharodon carcharias (great white shark)
Lineage: Eukaryota; Metazoa; Chordata; Chondrichthyes; Lamniformes; Lamnidae
Gene: nf2b
Product: neurofibromin 2b (merlin)
Exons: 18
Coding region: 239-1993 (584 amino acids)
Biological process (GO): positive regulation of early endosome to late endosome transport; regulation of organelle assembly; positive regulation of protein localization to early endosome
Cellular component (GO): filopodium; plasma membrane; cytoskeleton
Molecular function (GO): actin binding; cell adhesion molecule binding
Source: RefSeq, a predicted model, not a curated record
UUCGGCAGGCAGGGGGAAGGAGCGGAUAAUGAGUGUCGGAUGGUUGCGGUGAAUAGGCUCCGGUUCUCUGUCACGGUGGCUGGGCCACGUAGGGGGUCCCGGGCGACUUGGUGUUGUUGUAAGGCCGCUGUCGGCGAAGCCAGGCUGUUGCCUCAGACGGGAGCCGCUGUAACUCCAGCCCGGGGUUCGCUCAGUGUGGGUUUAAUCAUAGGAGACAGUCAAAGGAUUUAGAUGCAAAAUGUCGAUAAUGGGCUUAAAGAAGAAACAACCUAAAACCUUCAAAGUUAAGGUUAUUACCAUGGAUGCAGAGAUGGAAUUCAGCUGUGAGGUGAAAUGGAAAGGGAAGGAUCUGUUUGACUUGGUGUGUCGAACAAUUGGAUUGCGUGAAACUUGGUUCUUUGGGCUACGGUAUAUUGUAAAAGAUACAUAUGCAUGGCUAAAAAUGGAGAAAAGGGUGUUGGAUCAAGAGGUUCCUAAGGAGGAUCCAAUCACAUUUCAUUUCCUGGCCAAGUUUUAUCCUGAGAAAGUAGAAGAAGAGCUUGUCCAGGAAAUCACGCAGCACCUUUUCUUCCUACAGGUUAAGAAGCAGAUUUUGGAUGAGGAGAUUUACUGUUCCCCUGAGGCUUCAGUGUUGUUGGCAUCCUAUGCUGUUCAAGCUAAGUAUGGGGACUAUGAUCCUAAUUUUCAUAAACCUGGUUUCCUGGCUCAGGAUGAACUACUACCUAAAAGAGUUCUUAAGCAAUAUCAAAUGACAGCAGAUAUGUGGGAAGAAAAAAUAACAGCUUGGUAUGCUGAGCACAGGGGAAUCACCAGAGAUGAAGCUGAAAUGGAAUAUUUGAAAAUUGCACAAGACCUAGAAAUGUACGGAGUAAACUACUUCCCAAUCACACAAAACAAGAAGGACACAGACUUGCUGCUUGGAGUUGAUGCACUUGGUCUUCAUAUCUACAUCCCUGACAACAAACUCUCAUCUAAAAAGUCAUUUGCUUGGAGUGGGAUCAGAAACAUUUCCUACAGUGAGAAAGAGUUUACUAUCAAACCCUUAGACAAAAAGGCAGAAGUUUUCAAGUUCUACUCGUCACAACUCCGAGUGAAUAAAUUGAUUUUGCAGUUGUGCAUUGGAAACCAUGAUCUGUUCAUGAGAAGAAGGAAAGUGGAUUCGAUUGAAGUCCAGCAGAUGAAAGCUCAAGCCAGAGAAGAAAAGGCUAGAAAAAAGAUGGAACGCCAAAGAUUGGCCAGAGAGAAAAAAUUGAGAGAAGAAGCGGAACGAGCAAAAGAGGACCUAGAGAGACGCCUUUACCAGUUACAGGAUGAGUCUAGGCUAGCAAAUGAAGCCCUUAUUCGAUCAGAGGAGACAGCUGAUUUACUUGCUGAGAAGGCACAGAUUGCAGAGGAGGAGGCCAAGCUGCUCGCUCAGAAAGCUGCAGAGGCGGAGCAAGAGAGGCAGAGGCUGGAGGUCACAGCCCUGAAGACAAAAGAGGAAAAGCGUCUGAUGGAACAGAAGAUGCGAGAAGCUGAGCUGAUAGCUGUCAAGCUAGUGGAGGAAUCGGAGAGGAGGUCUAAGGAAGCAGAACAGCUAAAACAGGAUCUAAGUGAAGCCAGAGAAGCAGAGAGGAGAGCCAAACACAGACUGCUGGAGAUUACAAAACCCAGUUAUCCAAUUAUCGCUUCAUAUUCUGCUCAUCCUCCUGCCGAUGUUGGUGAUCUGAACCUAGAAUCUGGGUCUUUUAAAUUUGACUUCAAAGACACAGAUAUGAAGCGACUCUCCAUGGAGAUUGAACGAGAACGUGUGGAGUACAUGGAGAAAAGCAAACACCUGCAAGAACAGCUGAAGGAACUAAAGACUGAAAUUGAAGCUCUGAAACUGGAGGAACGGCAUGCUAACAUGGGCAUCCCUACUAGUGAGACUAUGGAAUUUGAUGAAAACGCUUACACGCCACUCAGUAAUUGCCAACUUUUAGUCAAAAAACCGAUGACCCUCCUACAGAGGUAGCAAGUCCAAUUUGGCACUGAGCUGAAAGCUUAACCUACAAAGUGUAACUGCUAAGACACAAGUGGCCUUUCUGGAAGAACUCUAACUUCCUCAACACUGGACUGUCCAGCCUGGGAAUGAGUUUGAUGAUGACCUUUCUGCAUUCCAGAGCCAUCACACAAAAGAAGCUGGAUUUAGCAAAGCGUUCUUAAUGAAUUUCAGCUGCUAGUUUUGUAAGGGACGUUGAUACUGCUUCAGAAUAUGCAAAUAUAACCAUUUGAACAUGAAGAAAAACAGUCAUGUUUUAGUAGCUCAGUAAACACGAGCACACUAAAUGGAAAUGGUGCUUAUGGUUUCCAGUUAUAACACUAAACAUUGGUCCCUUUGCUGUUUAUUUUAAAAGCAGCAACAAUAGGCUAAUGGAAUCCCUUUAGGCUUUCUAAUGGAAUAUGUAGCUCAUAGACUGUUUAAAAAUUCAUUGAUCAAUUCACCAAUUAACACACAUUCGAGUGCCUUAUCAUCAUUAUUUUCACUGCUCCUUAUAUCUUUAUUUUCGUUACGGCAAAGUAUCAUGUUUCACAUUUAUCAGUGUCCUGCUUAUUUCAAAAAUGUCUAUCAGUUUACACAUUGUUAUGGUUGUUAUUUCACACUCCUUUGGUUGUACUUUAUUAAUGAUAUUUAGAAAUUCUUCCAAAUCAAUAUGAGUCAUAUAAUUGCUGCAUAUAUAUAAUCUUCACAGCAGUUAAAAAUACCUUUUAUUAGCUACAUUAAUGUUGGUGACUAUCAGCUAUCCUAUCCUCAUGAUCAUUGCACACAAACAUAUAAAAGAUAUUCAAACCGGAGUCAUUUUUAAUUAAAAUGAAUUAUUUUUAUGCUGCCAUGAAAUACUGAACACAGGUGGCCAAACUUGUUACAGUUAAAAGUAUUUGAGACAAUUGGACUGGUGAUUACAGAAUUUCUUUAAACCAUAAUUUAACGUUCAAGUCUUGCAAAUUAUAACAUCUGAUUCCAUCUUUCCUGUAACUGGAUGUAUUUUGUUCAUUCAGCUUCAUUAUGGGGCUAAUGGAUGUACGGCCAUUGUUUUUAAAUCCUAUUUUUGAUCUAAAACUUUACAUUUUAUUCGUAUUCAAAGUUCUGUUAUUGGUUAAAGAGGUACAAAAGAAUGAAUCCUCAAACUAAAAUUGUAACACAGUCACAAGACAGGAAAAGGAUUCAAGUUGGACUUGCAUAAAUGACAUUCAUAUUUGGCCUUGGCAAGAGGAGAACUUGUUGGUCCCUGUUGAAUUGCUUAAUGGACUGAAGAAAACAUCAAUUUUUGCAUGAUCUGCUAAGGAAUGUGCAUCUUUGCAGAGCUUCAGUUGUGGGAGAGCCCAAGCUUCACAAAGAACUAAGAUCAUGCUUUUGUCAGGAGUAGGGGGAGAAAAUACUAAGAAAGAAAUGUCAAACUAUUGAAAAUCCAGGGUCCUUUAAUGGAGAAGAGCCCAUAUGUAAAUCAACGGAAGAAACAAACAACUGCUUGUUGAGCACAAGACAGAGAGGAAGUUGAGUUGAACUUUGUGGAAGUGACUGGUGCUUUUAGUCCAUGCUUAUUGCUGCUUGACAAUAAACGUUAGCAACAAUGAGUGCAAAACUGAUUAAAAGACUGUUUAAAUUGCAUCUGAAUUUUACUUCUUGUAACUUCUACAAGAGAUUUUAUACAAUAACAGUUAACUUUCACACUGAACUAAAAUUACAUGCAAUUUAAUUGCAAUUUUGGUUCAAUUCUUGAUAAAAGAGAAGUUUUGAAAACUCUAAGCACGUAAACAUAUUGACUGGCAUAUCACUGUGUAUUCUUUCAAUGUUGAUCAUUUUUUGAUGAAUAGCACAACAAGGUGAAGGGAAAACAAAUGUGUGCUUUACAUUCUGUGAGGCUCCAAGCAAACUUAACUGAAACUGCCACAAAACUCACUUUCAACAAAGGAGCGUCCAUUCCUGUGACAACCCAUCAGCAGCUGUUAUUUUCCCAAAGACUCAAAUUUAACAUGAAAUAUUUAAAAAAUUAUAUCAUCCAAAAUAAUUGAUAAUUUUGUGGCUUCCUUGUUCAGUGGUAAAUGCAUCAUAUGGUGUAGUACUGAAUCAUUCUAACUCCUGCUCUGUGGUGUUAGCUCAUUUUAGCUUGAGUGAUAAAGGGUACUAGAGUUAGCUUCAAUGCUCCAAGGCUAGAGCCCAACCAUGGGGGGGAUUUUCUGAUACGCUGAGCAAAGAAAGACAAUGCUGGAAUUACACAUCUAUACAAUUACAUCAGUAUCUGUAAAAUGAAAAUACAGGUUAACAUUUCAUGUGUAACCUAUUCGUCUGUUGAUGGCUUAUUGGCAAAAUACCGUAUGCAGUAUAAAAUGAGUUGACAGAAGGUUCCAUGUUUGAUUCCUAGACUUUGCUGAUUUCAGCCAUAUGUGUAGUUGGUGUGUUAUAGUUGGCACCAGCACCAACUGAGAGUUAAUGAACAGGAAGUUAAAAAAAAUCAGGAUUGCUACUCCUGGUUGGUGUCCAGUGACCUAUAAUCUGUGCAUGUUAAUGUUACAGGAAGAUAGUUUUGUGCUGGCUUUCUCAAACAGACCAUUGACAUGUAUAGAAUGAACCACUUAGAUGAGGUGCUGGAGGACUGUUGCCCUGGGGAGCUGCAAGGUGAGCAGAUUGAUGGAAAAUUAUAGAUUUGAGAAUGUCCAGUUUUUCCAGCAUGCUGGUAAUGUGAAACUAAUGGAUUACUAUUCUCGAGCAUGCCAAGGAUUCCCACAAAGGCAUUCUCUAUACCACUGAGUGCAUCAUAAAAUUAUAAAACAUAUUGAGUUUUUUUGUGGAUGGCAGCAUCUUUACCAUAUUUUAAACUGUUAUCAAUUACACUCCUUCCAACUUGUUAAGAACUAGACAAUUCCUUCUGCAAUAUGAAUACUAUAUUCAUACUUGGAAUCAUAGAUUGGUUAUAGCACAGAAGGUCGUCAUUCAGCCUGUUGUCUGUGCUGGCUUUUUGAAGGAGUAAUUUACUUGAAACAAAGUCAGAAGAGUGAUCAGUUUUCUCCCCUCACUUUCUAAUCUGAAGCUAUUAAGAUAUAUGUAAGAAUGGACGAAAGUCAACUACCAUUUAAAUUCCUUAUUUUUGAUUAAUGAACCUAUGAUAUCUUCAAAGGCCUGUGUUAAAUAAUUUAACCUCUCAUACCUCGCCAUAGCACCCUUCUGCUGAUCUACACACUAAUAUUUAUAUUAUUGGAUGAACCGUGCAUUUGAGAUUACUUGAAUUAAAUUUUGAAAGCCAUUGACAACUGAUUAUUUAAAAGGUGUAUGAAAGCAAAAAAAUGCGGAUGCUGGAAAUCUGAAAUAAAAACAGAAAACGAUGAAGAAACUCUGAAGAAGAGUCAUAUGGACUCGAAAUGUUAAUUCUGUUGCUCUCCAUAGAUACUGUCAGAUCUGCUGAGUUUUUCCAUCGUUUUCUGUUUUUAUUUAAAAGUUGUAUAUUAUUGACCAGCACUCCACACCUUUAAAUAAAUCACACUUCUUUCCUCCUUUCCUUCACCUUCGUGAACACUUUAAUGUUACUGUUGCUUGUUCAGCAGUUGACUUUCAAUUCACAGUCAGAUUUACACUUGGUUUAUCCUUAAAUUUUUUUUUGCAUAAUUUUCUGCCUUUUCUGUUUCGAGCAUUGGGGUGCAUAUAUAUUUUCUCAUUUGUUUUUCAUUUCUUAGGAAGCAGCUGCACCUGUAUUUUUUUAUGCAUUUUUGUUAUUUUUGAGAAUUCCUGCAAACUUCCUUAUACCUGUAUCAGGAAAUAAGGGAGGGUAUGCUGUAAAUUUAUGAUUUGUAUAUUCCUGAACUAUUACUGCUCAAAAUAAACUUAUCUUCAAUUA